AUGGCACAAGAGUCGAUAACUGGUAUCAAAAAUCAGCGGAUAACGAUUGCAGCAGUGGGAAAUCCAACCUCGGAUACUGUUAUCAUAGAGAUGGGUGACGAAUGGGGAAAGUGUAAUUUGGCGAAUCUGCUUUUGGAUGGCCUUAAAGUUGUAUCUGGAAGCGGAGGAUUUGGGAUGUGUGGUUAG
Molecule: messenger RNA, 186 nt
Organism: Ambispora gerdemannii
Lineage: Eukaryota; Fungi; Glomeromycota; Glomeromycetes; Archaeosporales; Ambisporaceae
Source: the annotation of a GenBank genome assembly